Molecule: messenger RNA, 693 nt
Organism: Stomoxys calcitrans (stable fly)
Lineage: Eukaryota; Metazoa; Arthropoda; Insecta; Diptera; Muscidae
Gene: Gpb5
Product: thyrostimulin beta-5 subunit
Exons: 2
Coding region: 51-545 (164 amino acids)
Biological process (GO): G protein-coupled receptor signaling pathway
Cellular component (GO): cytoplasm; extracellular region
Molecular function (GO): hormone activity
Source: RefSeq, a predicted model, not a curated record
GUUUCAAGCUUUGGAAGUACAACAUCAGAGACAUUUCAUCGGAAAAGAAAAUGCGUUGUUUGGAAAUAUUUCUAUUUGCAACUCUCUGUUCGGGCACUUUGGCACAAGUCUUAGAUGUCCAGCCCAUCAAUAAUAUACCAACCACCGGUCAUUUGGGCUGUCAUCAGAAAAUGUUAACGUACCGUGUAACACAAGCAGACUCCAAGGGCCGUGAAUGCUGGGAUUACGUCAGUGUGGCGGCCUGUUGGGGCCAUUGUGACUCUAGUGAAAUUUCCGAUUGGAAAUUCCCCUACAAACGUUCGUUUCAUCCUGUCUGUGUUCAUGCCACACGUCAACCAGCUGUGGCCGUUUUACGAAAUUGCCACCCAGAAGCUGAUGAGUUUGCUCGUCGCUAUGAAUACUUGGAGGCUGUUUCGUGCCACUGUCACACCUGCUCUACGAUGGACACCAGUUGCGAAGCUCCCGCCAAUAAUAUUCUAGAUGUAAAGGCGGGAGUAAAAGUUUUAGCCCUUACAGGUCUGGACUCAGAAAGUUUGGAUUAUUAGACAUGAAACUCGAAAUUGUUAAUUCGAUAAAAAAUAAUUAUAAUUAUAAAACUUAUAGUGUGAAAGGGUUCGGUAGACAGACUUUUAACUUGAAGAUUUUCAUACACAUGCCUUAAAAGUAUUUUGGUUAUUAUUUAUACAGCGAAAA